Molecule: messenger RNA, 528 nt
Organism: Entrophospora sp. SA101
Lineage: Eukaryota; Fungi; Glomeromycota; Glomeromycetes; Entrophosporales; Entrophosporaceae
Source: the annotation of a GenBank genome assembly
AUGUCGACUAAGCCGACAGUACUUGUUCUUGGUGGUUUAGGUUUUAUUGGUAAAAAUUUCAUUCAAUAUUUGGUAGAGAAUGAACUUGCUUCCGAAAUAAGAGUUGUGGAUAAGCUAUUGUUGGAAACUGUUCCUUUAAACAAGAAACAAAAAGAAGCAUUUGGAAAAGUUGACGUUUAUCAAAAAGAUUUGGUUGAUCCAAAAUACAGCAGGAUCGAGAUUAAAAUGGAUUUUGCAGCUAGAAAUGCUGUUAAUUUAAGUGUAUUAAAACGACACGACGAAUACAUUGUUGAAAUUAUUGACACUUCUAGUCAUGUUGUAGUUUAUUUAUUUGAUCGUGACCAAUCUACAUGGACAAAGAAAGGUGUAGAAGGAACAAUAUCCAUACAACCAGUUUUUGGAUUUAUAGUGAUGAAUCGACUUGGCCUUGACAAUUUCAUGGCACCUCUAGUAGACAAUAUGGAUCUAGAAUUUAAAGACGAAUAUAUAAUAUAUCGUACAGAUGAUGGUAUAGUUGAAAGAAUUUGA